This is a messenger RNA of Malus domestica (apple), 5013 nucleotides long. Its product is annotated as protein RNA-directed DNA methylation 3-like. Gene Ontology annotation, molecular function: mRNA binding; zinc ion binding. NCBI's taxonomy places the organism in Eukaryota, Viridiplantae, Streptophyta, Magnoliopsida, Rosales, Rosaceae. Gene Ontology annotation, biological process: transcription elongation by RNA polymerase II; regulation of transcription by RNA polymerase II; regulation of DNA-templated transcription elongation. The record is from RefSeq and is a predicted model, not a curated record. Gene Ontology annotation, cellular component: DSIF complex.
AGGCCCAAUUCACCAUUUGGCAGUGGCACCAAAGACUGUAACUUCUCUCUCUCUCUCUCGCUGCAUGUCAGAUUGAGGCAUUCGUUCUCUGAAACCUCACAUUGUGAUGGCGUCGAAGGGAAAGGGGAUCGCCGCCGGAGGUGGAUUCUCCGGCGGGAAGCGCAAGCACGACGACGACAAGUCCGGUGGUGGCCGGAAGAGGAGCAACCCCGGCGUCCUCAGAUUCUUCGAAGACGCCGCUGCCGAAUCCGACGACGAAAUCGACAGUGAUUUCGAUGACGAUUUUAUGGACGAAGAAUUUGAAACAGAACCUGUAGCCCAGAAUGACCCAGGGAAAGCACAUAACCUUCCAUUCGUUCCUAAAGAGGAGGAUCUGGAUGGUGAAGAAUUUGAAAAAAUGAUGGAAGAACGAUACAGGAGUGGUUCUAGCUAUGCAACCUAUGCUGAAGAUAAUUUUGAGAACAAAAGGUCGAUUGAUGGAAAUGUUCUGCCUUCUGUUAAGGAUCCAGUCAUCUGGAAAGUGAAAUGCAUGGUUGGACGUGAGAGGCAUUCAGCUUUCUGUAUGAUGCAAAAGUUUGUUGACUUCCGAUCACUAGGUACCAAACUACAGAUUGUUUCUGCAUUUGCUGUUGAGCACAUCAAGGGUUUUGUUUUCAUUGAAGCUGACAAGCAGUCUGAUAUUAAUGAGGCAUGUAAAGGAAUUUGUAGUAUAUACCCUUCCCGAGUAAUGCCAGUUCCAAAUAACGAAGUUUCUCAUUUGCUGUCUCCUCGGACUAAAUCCAAUGGAAUUACUGCUGGCAUGUGGGCCCGUGUGAAGAAUGGGAACUACAAGGGUGAUUUGGCACAGGUUGUGUUUGUGAACGAUUUACGAAAAAGAGCGACCUUAAAGCUGAUCCCCAGAAUUGAUCUUCAAGCAAUGGCUGCAAAAUUUGGUGGAGGAGGUACUAGAAAGAAAAGGCCUGCUCCUGCCCCGAGAUUGAUCAGCUCAAACGAACUCGAGGAGUUCCGCCCUCUCAUUCAGUACAGGACUGAUCGUGAAAGUGGCAUGAAGUUUGAGUUUCUUGAUGGUCUGAUGUUCAAGGAUGGAUAUUUGUACAAAAAAGUAUCAAUAGAUUCAUUAAGCUUCUGGGGUGUUAUGCCAUCAGAAGAGGAACUACUGAAAUUCAAGCCUUCUGAGAACACCAAAAAUGAGGAUGAGGACUGGCUUACUGAACUUUAUGGUACAACAGAAAAGAAAAGGCGGACCAUCAAAAUUGAAGAAGGUGGUGGUAAAGGAGAGGGUUCAUCAGGUUCUAUGGGGAAAGGAGAGGGUUCAUCAGGGUCUAUGGGGAAAGGAGAGGGCUCAUCAGGGUCUAUGGGGAAAGGAGAGGGUUCAUCAGGACCUAUGGGGAAAGGAGAGGGCUCAUCGCAGUCUAUGGGGAAAGGAGAGGGUUCAUCUGGGUCCAAGGGGAAAGGAGAAGGUUCAUCAGGUUCUAUGGGGAAGGGAGAGGACUCAUCAACGUCUAUGGGGAAAGGCGGGGGUUCUUCAGGUUCUGGUGGGAGUGGUUUUGAACUGUAUGAUCUUGUUUGUUUUGGCCGGAAAGAUUUUGGUCUUGUAAUAGGCAUGGAGAAAGAUGAUAGUUACAAGAUUCUGAAAGAGGGAGUGGAAGGACCUAUUGUGCUGAUGGUUCAGAAACGUGAGUUAAAGAAUGUUCUUUCUGAUAUGAAAUUUACGGCUUUAGAUCGGCACAUGAAGGCCAUAUGCGUUAGUGAUACUGUCAAAGUGUCGGAAGGACCGUUGGAGGGUAGGCAGGGUAUUGUUAAGCAAAUAUAUAGAGGCACCAUAUUCUUGUAUGAUGAGAACCAGUCAGAAAAUGGUGGUUAUUUUUGCUCAAAAUCCCAAAUGUGUGAGAAAGUUAAGCUUUACAUUGAUUCUAGCAAAGAAAUGGAUGGGGACUCAGGUGCUCUGGGUUUUGGAGAUUUCAUGUCGUCUCCUAAAUCCCCGCUAUCGCCAAAAAAGCCAUGGCAAGAAAGGGAUAGUAACUUCAAUCAGGGUGAUAAAGAUGGAAUGUUCUCAAUUGGUCAAACUGUAAGAAUCCGUGUGGGUCCGUUGAAGGGAUACCUCUGUCGAAUCUUGGCUAUACGUCGUGCUGAUAUUACUGUUAAGCUUGAUUCUCAGCAAAAGGUUCUCACAGUUACAAAAGAGCAUAUUUCUGAAGUUCGUGGAAAGAGUUCUAGUGUGCUGAUUAGUGAGGAUCCGGAGUCCAGUUUAAAACCAUUUGAUUUGCUCGGAACGGAAGGAGGGUCUAAUGACUGGACAAAUGGAGCUGGGGUAUCUGCUGGGGGUGAUGGGUGGAAUGCUGGAGGGGCAUCAGCCGGGGGUGGUGGGUGGAAUGCUGGAGGGGCAUCUGGUGAUAGUAAUUCUUGGGCUAGUGCAAAUCCUAUUAAUGAUGUGAAAAAGGAUGAUGAUACUUCUUGGGGGAGCAAAGCAGCUCCAAGUACAGCUUCGUCCUGGGGUGCAGCAGCAGGAGCACCUGCAGAUAACAACAAUCAAGGUGCUGGCUGGGGAAAAAGUGAUGCUUGGGGAAAAUCAAGUGCCAAAACUGAAGGUGACAGUAGUGCGCCAGAUAACAAUGAUCAAGGUGCUGGCUGGGGAAAAAGAGACACUUGGGGAAAAUCAAGUGCUAAAACUGGGGCUGACAGCAGCGCACCAGCAGAUAACAAUGAUCAAGGCACUGGCUGGGGAAAAAGCGACUCAUGGGGGAAAUCAAGUUCUAAAACUGGGGGUGACAGCAGUGCCCCACAUAACAAUGAUCAGGGUGCUGGCUGGGGAAGAAGUGGCUCUUGGGGGCAGAAGGCCGAACCUGCUGGGACGGGUCAACUGGAUUCAUGGGGCAAGGGUAAAAAUGUUGUUGAAGCAGGAUCAUGGGGAAAGAAUUCUGAUGCACCAUCUGGGGAUAUUUCAAGUCCUGGGUGGGGUCAACAGAAAUCUUGGGACAAAGGAAAUGCAGUCAGUAGUGAUGGGCCUGCUUGGGGUAAGCCUCAGAAUAAAGCCACAGGGAACUGGAGCAGUAAAGAUGAAUCAAGUGCUGGCGAUGCAGGGUGGAAAAGUUCAGUACCAGCUGAAAAUGUUCAGACUGGAAGCUGGGGUAAGGCAGGUGGCGGUUCAACCGAGAGUAAACAAGAUGGCAGUUCUUCUUGGGGUAAGCCAGCUGGAGAUUCAUGGGGUAAACAAACUGGAGGCUCUUCAUGGGGUAAACAAGCUGAUGUAACCGCUGGCGGAGUGGGGAACAACGGAGGCAAGUGGGGCAAAGGAUCUGUCACCAAUGAAGAACAAAGUGGUGGAGGGGGAGAUCAGGUUUCUAAAUGGGGCCAAAAAGGCACUUGGAACUCAGGAUCUAGUGAGACUGGUGGCAAUCAAGAAUUUAGUUGGGGUAAGAAAAGCGAUGGGAACAUCGGAUCUACUUCCUCAGGUGGGAACCAAAAUUCUACUUGGGGCAAGACAAUCAAUUUGAACUCUGGAUCUGGUGACACUGGUGGAAAUCUUGAUUCUAGUUGGGGGAAGAAGAGUACUUGGAAUUCUCAAUCUAGUGAGAAUAGUGGCAAUCAAGAUUCUAGUUGGGGGAAGAAAAGUGAUUGGAAAUCUGGAUCUGAUGACACCGGUGGGAACCAUGAUUCAACUUGGGGCAAAAAAAGUAGUUGGAACUCAGGAUCUGGUGAUGCAGAUCAGAAAUCUAGUUGGGGCAGUAAAAGCAGUUGGAAUUCAACAGAUGGUGGGAAUGGAGACCAACCUGAGGAUUCAAGUGGUGGGAGAGGUGGACGGGGUUUUGGAGAUGGUGGGCGUAGAGGGGGUUUUGGGGGAAGAGGUGGAGGCGGGGGCAGUGGUGCUUGCUUCAAAUGUGGUGAGUCCGGGCACAUGUCGAGGGAGUGUCCCCAGGGCGGUGGAGGUGGUAAAGGUGGUGCUUGCUUCAAGUGUGGUGAGUCUGGGCACAUGUCGAGGGAGUGCCCCCAGGGCGGUGGAGGCGGUAAAGGUGGUGCUUGCUUCAAGUGUGGUGAGUCCGGGCACAUGUCGAGGGAGUGCCCCCAGGGUGGUGGAGGCAGUAAAGGUGGUGCUUGCUUCAAGUGUGGUGAGUCCGGGCACAUGUCAAGGGAGUGCCCCCAGGGUGGUGGAGGCGGUAAAGGUGGUGCUUGCUUCAAAUGUGGUGAGGCAGGGCACAUGUCGAGGGAGUGCCCCCAGGGCGGUGGAGGUGGUGGAGGUGGUGCUUGCUUCAAGUGCGGUGAGUCCGGGCACAUGGCAAGGGACUGCUCCCAAGGCGGUGGGGGCUAUGGUGGUGGCAACCGCAGCGGUGGUGGAGGUGGUGGUGCUUGCUACAAGUGUGGUGAGUCGGGGCACAUGGCGAGGGACUGCUCCCAGGGCGGUGGAAGCUAUGGUGGUGGCAGCCGUAGCGGUGGAGGUGGCAGCAGUGGUGCUUGCUUCAAGUGUGGUGAGUCAGGGCACAUGGCGAGGGAGUGCCCCCAGGGCGGUGGAGGUGGUAGCAGUGGUGCUUGCUACAAAUGUGGUGAGUCUGGGCACAUGGCGAGGGAUUGCUCCCAGGGCGGUGGAGGCUAUGGUGGUGGUGGCCGUAGCGGUGGUGGAGGCGGUGGUGCUUCCGGUGGCUGCUACAAGUGCGGACAGUCCGGCCAUUUCGCAAGGGAGUGCCCCAACAGUGGUUAAACCAGCAAUCGUACCCUUACUGCCUUCUGCUGCUGCUGCUGGUCUGUUAGCUUUUGCUUAAUUUAAUCGGGUUUUACUAUGAAUCAAACCGAACUCUUUUCAGUAAUCCUGUAUGUUGGUUUUGUGGGCCAUCUUUGUUGCUUCCCAUCUGUCGAAACAUGGAUCCAUGAUGAUGAUGAUGCCUUUUGAUGUAGUAAUUUUUCAACCUUCUUUUUCCUUCCUAUUUUCAAGUUACAAAUGAGGAUUUGCUAUUUUUGGCAGAAAAAAUGUUGGAUCUCUGCUCCUUUAUGAAAAGUCUCUUUAUCUGUUUGACAAAUAUG